AUGGCUUCUCCAAGGUUAGAAACCUACUGCUGCCCAAACCGGGAUGCAGCUACACAGCUGGUGAUGGACUUCCAGCCCAAAGUCUUCUGUGGAGUCUGCAUUGGCAGUGCUUCCAUCAGCCUGCUGCUGACCAUCCUGCAGCUCCUGCCAAAGAAGGGACAGAGCCCACGGAAGAUGCCCAAAGCCUCCUCCUCCUCCACCAUCCUUCUCCUUAUCUCCAUUUGUGACAUCCUUGGAAGCUUAGGUAUGAUCUUCAGAUCAAGUGUGUGGCUGGGCUUCCCGGGCUUCAUAGCUAACAUUUCUGUGGUCAACGGGACUGACGUGUGGCCUUCCACUUUCUGUGUGGGGAGCGCGAUGUGGAUCCAGCUGUUAUACAGCGCUGGCUUCUGGUGGUUGUUCUGCUAUGCUGUUGAUUCUUACUUGGUGGUGAGAAGAUCAGCUGGACUGAGUACGAUUGUGCUGUACCACAUGAUGACGUGGGGCCUCGCAGUGAUGCUCUGCGUGGAGGGCAUUGCUCUGCUUUACUACCCUUCCCUCUCCAGCUGUGAAAAUGGCUUGGAACAUGCAAUCCCACAUUACAUCACAACCUAUGCCCCACUCCUGCUAGUGCUUGUGGCCAACCCAAUCCUGUUUAGGAGGACAGUAUCAGCAGUUGCCUCCUUACUGAAAGGGAGACAAGGGAUUUACACAGAGAAUGAAAGACGUCUAGGGACAGAGAUCCAGAUGCGCUUCUUCAAAAUUAUGCUGGUGUUUGUUAUUUGCUGGUCAUCCAAUGUCAUCAACGAGACCCUUUUGUUCUAUCUUGAAAUGCAGCCAGAUAUCAAUGAAAUGCCCCUGAGAAACAUCAGAAGUGCUGCACUGAUCACCUGGAUUAUAAUGGGUGUUCUUAAUCCCAUGCAGGGCUUUCUCUUCACAUUAGCUUUCUAUGGCUGGACAGGAUGGAGAGUGGACCUGAAGUGGCGAAAAAGAGAAAUACCGUGGGAAUCUAUGUCCUCAUCAACAGUGGGGGAAAACACCUAUCCUGCACCAGUGAACUACCAAACCAACAUCCAUGACUCCAAGAAGAUCUUGACACCUGACAGCCAGCAGACUGAUGAGGCCAUAUGCAUGUUGUCUGAAGGUAACACCAGCAGUGAUGAGAGAUUAACCAGAAGCUCUCCCAUCUACCAGGGCUGGUAGUUUUCAUGUGCAGAGCUGGAUCUAACUUUUCACACUGUCAAUACUCACAAAGCCACGUCAGUGUGUGAAUCAUUGCGUACUCUGGAAUUAGGUUUGUGCUCAAUGCCUUGAUGUCAUUUCCUGUAACUUGUGACACUGUGCAAGAGACGGUGUGAGACAGAGAGAUAUGGUGUAUGUCUUCAUUUGCCUUCUAGGAGAAGUAAACCAGUAUAAAGGCUUGAACCUUUUUCAGCAGGAGUAUAUCUCUGCAAAGAUAU
Hirundo rustica (Barn swallow) is the source of this 1436-nucleotide messenger RNA. RefSeq names its product G protein-coupled receptor 143 (gene GPR143). The transcript is spliced from 8 exons. The record is from RefSeq and is a predicted model, not a curated record. Gene Ontology annotation, cellular component: melanosome membrane; plasma membrane. Bases 1 to 1179 code for a protein of 392 amino acids. Lineage: Eukaryota; Metazoa; Chordata; Aves; Passeriformes; Hirundinidae. Gene Ontology annotation, biological process: regulation of calcium-mediated signaling; G protein-coupled receptor signaling pathway; melanosome organization. Gene Ontology annotation, molecular function: L-DOPA binding; L-DOPA receptor activity; dopamine binding.